Messenger RNA from Tarenaya hassleriana, 1033 nucleotides. RefSeq names its product peptidyl-prolyl cis-trans isomerase CYP20-3, chloroplastic. Gene Ontology annotation, molecular function: peptidyl-prolyl cis-trans isomerase activity. The transcript is spliced from 7 exons. Gene Ontology annotation, biological process: protein folding; protein peptidyl-prolyl isomerization. Lineage: Eukaryota; Viridiplantae; Streptophyta; Magnoliopsida; Brassicales; Cleomaceae. Bases 83 to 853 code for a protein of 256 amino acids. The record is from RefSeq and is a predicted model, not a curated record.
CUUUACUCUUAUCUGAAAAAAACUGUAGAGAGGAAACCAACGCUCCGAUUUUUUUUUUUUCUCUCUAACUUUUCAAUACUCAAUGGCCUCUUCGUCUUCAAUGCAAAUGGUUCACGCUUCCUGCUUCAUUCCCCGGGCUGUUUCUGGGGUGGGUAGGCCGCAGUUGAUUCCCAGCCCUCGAGCUUCUCACUCCGGUGGCUUAGGUUUCUCAGGAGCAGCAUUGUUUUCAAGACUGCACCGUUCAUCGAGUCUUACCCUUAAGCAUGUUUCAGGAGCUUCUGCUUCCAGGUCUCGGAGAAUGGCUUGUGUCAAAGCCAUGGCGACUGAGGAAGCACUUCAAGCUAAAGUGACAAAGAAGGUUUUCUUUGAUGUUGAAAUUGGUGGUGAACCUUCCGGAAGAAUCGUGAUAGGUCUCUUUGGAGAUGUCGUGCCUAAAACGGUCGAAAACUUCCGUGUCUUGUGUACUGGUGAGAAAGGAUAUGGGUACAAGGGUUGUUCAUUUCAUCGCAUUAUAAAGGAUUUCAUGAUCCAGGGAGGAGACUUCACCGAGGGAAAUGGUACUGGAGGAGUAAGCAUUUACGGCUCUAGUUUUGAAGAUGAAAACUUCACAUUGAAGCAUGUAGGGCCAGGAGUACUGAGUAUGGCCAAUGCUGGUCCUAACACCAACGGAAGCCAGUUCUUCAUUUGCACAGUCAAGACACCAUGGUUGGACAAUCGCCAUGUCGUGUUCGGACAUGUUGUUGAUGGAAUGGAUAUUGUGAAGAAUCUCGAGGCACAAGAGACCGGCCGGAUGGAUGCUCCCAAGAAAACAUGCAGAAUCUAUAGCUGCGGAGAGCUGCCAGUGGAAGCUUGAGUGAGCCACUGGCCCUCAAGGGACUUGGUGUAAAAUCCAUGGUUCCUCAUCAUGUCCUGUCUUUCGAAACGAGUAUGAACUCCGAGUAACAAGCUGAGUAAUAAUGAUAAUGAUGAUGUUCAGGUUUCAACUCCUUGUCUUUGGAUAUACACAUAGAGCAAUUGCCAUAUAUGUCUUUGA